AUGCAUUACGCGCCUAUUCCUAUUCUAUCUCAUCUAGUCGCAGCCCUGCCCUUUCUUUUGGGGCUGCUUUUCUCGGCACUGCAAUGCGCCCGGAAGCGGAACGUGGAAGAAGCUAGCGACGAGCAAGAGGCCCAGAAGCCGACUGGCCAAUCUGAUCGCUCGAAGAGGGCUGCUCCCAUCAAGGGUCGCCAGCCGGGAGAUGUGUCUUCGAAAAGUGCCAAGCAGCAGGACAAAAGUGGUUCUUCCCGUCGGGCUGCAGCUUCGAAGAAAUCGGAUACCGCUUCGGGCAAGAAGAGCGCGCCUGGCGGUGUCGGGAAGCCGUUGGGCGAGCAGAAAGUGGGGAAGUCGCAGCGGACGAAGAAGUCCGAUUCAAGCCGAAGCACGAAGUCUGCAAGUUCCAAGAAGGGCGGCUCCGGCAAGGGCAAGAAGGAGCGGGGCUCCAAUGAAAAUGCGAGCGGACGCAGCGUCAAAAAGGGAGUCAGCCCCCGCGGCAUGCUGUCGCUGUCGAGGAAGAAGAAGGUGGAAAAGACGGAAUUGACGCAACCUCAGUCGCCUGCCACGGAUAACACGCAGAUCGACGAUUUGCCCCCAGCCCCAGCUCCAGCCUCGAAAAUGCUCACCGCCACCAGCCAGCAGAUGCCCAUCUCCCUCCAGCAGCAGGCCUCGAGGUCCGCCUCGCCUCCGAUCAAUCCGGACCGUUCGGACACCCUCAAUCCGAGCGUCAUGCAGGCUCCUUCAAAGAUGGGCAAGAAGCCGGGCGAUUCCAAGAUGGAAAAGCCGAAGAAACGCGGCUUCUUCGGAUUCUUCUCGGGCAAAGACAAGAAAGCCAAGGAGAAAAAAGACGACAGCAAGAAGGGAUCGAAGGAGAAGUCCGAGUCUCGCAAGGACAAGAAAGCCCGCGAGAAGAAGGAGAAGAAAGAAAAGGAGGCCAAGAAGAAACUCGAGGAGAAGGAGCGAAAGGAAAAAGCAAAGAAGGAGAAGAGCGCCAAGGGCACCAAGAGCAAGCGCGACCGAGACGCCGCAAUCCUUCUACACCUACUGAGCACUAAAGGUAUGGACUUCCCCUACACCAACGGCAAAGACAACUCCACCUCCAAAGAUAUUCGGUUCAUG
Mesorhabditis spiculigera is the source of this 1113-nucleotide messenger RNA. NCBI's taxonomy places the organism in Eukaryota, Metazoa, Nematoda, Chromadorea, Rhabditida, Rhabditidae. The record is from the annotation of a GenBank genome assembly.